Molecule: messenger RNA, 693 nt
Organism: Fraxinus pennsylvanica
Lineage: Eukaryota; Viridiplantae; Streptophyta; Magnoliopsida; Lamiales; Oleaceae
Source: the annotation of a GenBank genome assembly
AUGAUCUCAGUAUCCACGUCAAAACUCCUCCCUCUCUUUCUUCUGCCGUCCGCCACCGUCGCCUCUCACAACCUACCGUGCCUCCCCUUAUGCUGGUCCGGCAGGAAACUAACCACUCUAUCCAGGUUCCUGGGUCCGCCGAAGAGCAUUAUCUGUUCCGCCAGCUCAACUUUAACUGAUAAUUCUGUAUCCCCGAGAAAUGAAGUGUACACAGUCGGUGAUUUCAUGACAAAAAAAGAAGAUUUACAUGUUGUGAAGCCCACCACAACUGUGGAUGAAGCCUUGGAAAUGCUUGUGGAAAACAGAAUAACUGGUUUUCCAGUGAUUGAUGAUAACUGGAAGUUGGCUGGUCUUGUGUCAGACUAUGACUUAUUAGCGCUGGAUUCCAUCUCAGGUUCUGGAAGAACCGAUACGAACAUGUUUCCUGAAGUUGACAGCACUUGGAAAACAUUCAAUGAAGUGCAAAAUUUGCUUAGCAAAACCAAUGGGAAAAUGGUUGGUGAUUUGAUGACGCCAGCUCCAGUAGUUGUUUGUGAAUCCACCAAUCUUGAGGAUGCUGCAAGUAUACUACUUGAGACAAAAUAUCGCCGCCUUCCUGUUGUGGAUGGUGAUGGUAAGCUGGUUGGAAUUAUUACAAGAGGAAAUGUUGUAAGAGCUGCAUUGCAAAUUAAACGGUCCACUGAAAGAGUUUGA